AUGUUUCAGCAUAUCUUAAAGCCACAGCUUACCAACUUAUUCAAACUUCAGGCAAAUGCUUUUAACAGUUCGAUAUUUACUCCGUUAUCGACGGGCUUUGUGAAUAACUCCUCAAUAAACUCGAGCUUAUCACCCAUGCAAUCGGUCUUGGGACUUAUGCAAAAGAGAUUCAAAUCCAGAGGUAACACGUACCAACCUUCCACUUUGAAGAGGAAAAGAAAGUUUGGUUUUCUAGCUAGAUUGAGGACUAAAGGUGGACAGAAAGUUCUUAGUAGAAGAAAGGCUAAAGGAAGGUGGUAUUUGACUCACUAG
Messenger RNA from Lodderomyces orthopsilosis Co 90-125, 312 nucleotides. Its product is annotated as mitochondrial 54S ribosomal protein bL34m. The record is from RefSeq and is a predicted model, not a curated record. Bases 1 to 312 code for a protein of 103 amino acids. The transcript has a single exon. Gene Ontology annotation, cellular component: ribosome; mitochondrial large ribosomal subunit. Gene Ontology annotation, biological process: translation. Lineage: Eukaryota; Fungi; Ascomycota; Pichiomycetes; Serinales; Debaryomycetaceae. Gene Ontology annotation, molecular function: structural constituent of ribosome.